CAGAGCAGCGGGGUCCGCACUUUAUCGUUUAGCGAGAAGCCAAACGCUUUCGCUCGUUAAAUUAUUACGUCCAGUGGUUAAAAGAAAGGGGGAGGAAAAAAAAUUCCGUAGCGUUAUCACGACGCCGGUAAAUAAAAACGUGCAGCUUCAAGCUAUAGUUCGUUACGCGAGAAACACAACAAUAGCAAUUGCAGUUCCGCGUGUUCGCUUAGACUCCGGCAUGCGUGUACUUGACAUUGGAAGUAGCUUCAAGUGUGUUACGCAACGUGCUGAAGCAGCCAAGAGAACUGGACUGCGAGUUGCAUCCGAUGUUUUGGUCCAGAACUGGCCGGUGCGAGGGAGGCCCGUAUCACGUGUCAUGUGUCACGUGUCACGUGACGGGUGACAGGCGAGGACAGCUGGGCGGCAUUCGACACGCCGCCGGCGUGACUCGGCGCUGCAGUCGUGCCAACCCCCCGGGCGGGAGCAGGCUCACGCGACGUGGAGCAGUGCCGACAACGGAACAGAAUACCACAACCACCAAGUCGACUCGCUGUGGCCAGUGGCUGGCUCCAGGGACUCCGUCUCCAGCCACGGGCCGUCAUGGAAACAGCAUGAGCCAGUUUGUAGUCGAUGAAGUGAGCACCAUUAUCAAGGAAGCUGUGGAGACCACGAUUGGUGGGAAUGUGUACAACGUAGCGAAAGUCAACCAGUGGACGUCUUCGGUGGUGGAAACGUGUCUCGGAGCGCUGACGAAGCUUCAGAAGCCCUUCAAGUACAUAGUGACGUGCACCAUCAUGCAGAAGAACGGCGCGGGCCUGCACAGCGCCAGCUCGUGCUUCUGGGACAACAGCACGGACGGCAGCUGCACGGUGCGCUGGGAGAACAAGACCAUGUACUGCAUCGUCUCCGUGUACGGGCUCGCCAUAUGAGCCGCGCGCGCGCCUCACGCCUCCGGCUCGCUUCCCCCUGUACCUCACCGACCGGCCGCUUUCCAGUUUUCAAACGCAAUUUUAAAAUUGAAAUAAAUAGCACCUACUGAAGAGCCAUGAUUUCUGCAGUUGGAAUCUUGAGGGUCUGUAAAGGGCGAUCAAAUUCCUGUACAGUCGUGUAGUGAUAGCACUUGUGUAUUGAAUCUUAUUUAUGUGUAUCAGCUUUAUCCCCACCGUAUUGCAUUCUGCCUUUCAUCAUUUAUUAGCUAAUGUCGGUAACUGGACCAUAAAUUUAGCCAUCCAUUGUUUUUUGUCACACGUAAAACCACCGUUGGCUGUUACGACUGUGUGUGUCUGCUAUAAUUUACUAUAACCCCCAGAAAAAUCACCCGUGAGGAAACUGUUGAUCAACUGUGGAUAAACUUAUACAGUAUCACAACCAAGUUUUGUUUUAGUUUUCUGUGAAUAACUAUGCUUCUAUAAGAAUGGUGAUUAUAUCGGAUGUUAGUACUGAAUCACAUAGCUAGAAGUUAUGUUUGAAUUAUUUUAAUAUGUUCGUAAUGUUAUCGUAACUUCUGCACAUACAAUUAUGAGUACCUAUGAAGAUUCUAUAAUGUAAUCAUUUUGAUUAAGGUUUUGUCAAAAUUGGUUUUUUCUUAGCAUGGACCUAUUUAUUUGAAAUACUUUUAUAGAGGAAGUUUCUUUGCAAGUGGAUAUAAGAUGUUUUUACCCCAUACUAAUAAAAUACUUUAAAUAGGCUUACUUUCUCUGCAAACAGAAAAUACUUGCAAGUUUUCAGUAUUACAACCCUAGAUUGCUUUCACUGUAAUUUACAGUAAUUUUUACCACUUGGUCUGUUUAUUAUUAUACUAUAUACUUUUUUACAUGCUUUCAAAAUUUUAUAUUUCAAAAAUAAUAAAAUGUAUUUGCUUGAGUUUCAGUUUUUAAGAGUUAAAAUUACUUGUAAUACUUACUUCUUAACUUGCUAAAAGACUGUUUUCCAAUUCCUAUCGAUUUUGAAUUCAAUUUACAUUGGAGCAUUACUAUUUAGCAUUAUUAUUAUUACUUGAUACUAUCAGAAAUAAUUAUGAAAAUUUUACAAUGACUUGUCAUUCCAGAAUCAGUAAAUGUUAGUUAAUAUUUGGUGCUGUAAAAGUUAAUUAUUUACUUAUUAUGUUAUCUUAAAUAUCAUAUGUAAAGAUUUAUAAUAUAUUAUUAAUUUUUGAAUAAAAUCUCAUGGCUUAAGUAAAAAGAAAAA
Molecule: messenger RNA, 2169 nt
Organism: Bacillus rossius redtenbacheri
Lineage: Eukaryota; Metazoa; Arthropoda; Insecta; Phasmatodea; Bacillidae
Gene: Dlc90F
Product: dynein light chain Tctex-type 1
Exons: 5
Coding region: 309-911 (200 amino acids)
Biological process (GO): microtubule-based movement
Cellular component (GO): cytoplasm; cytoplasmic dynein complex
Molecular function (GO): dynein intermediate chain binding
Source: RefSeq, a predicted model, not a curated record